CAAAUUGCCCGUGUGAUUAAUCCUUUGAUAGGCAAAUAUUUGUGUAUUCAAAGUUCAAAAACAUGGAGGACAACAAUUUAUACGUAUUGAAAGAAGUCUUUCGAUCAAUCUUUGCGAUGUAGUUUAUUGCUUGUGAUUCCAAGGAAACAUGUGUGUUCGAGAUGGCUUUUAUGUCACUGUCGUUGGAUUUCUAAUCUUGACAUGUGUCGAAAGCUUGACGUCAACAGACCAAAAGACCGUUCACGAACAUGGCUCUUUGAAGAUUAAUGAUGACAGAGUUAAAAACGAAUGGAAACUAAGCUCAGAUCUAGACAAGACAUUUAAUACGUUCAAAAGAAAAGAUAAUAUUGGUAAAACGCAGAAGAAAACAAGCAAGACGGAAGAAAAACUUCACAAAGAUGAACGUGGACAUAUUAUAGGGCCUUCUAAAGGCGAUAUGCAACAGAAAAUUAGUGGAACACAAGAUUCGACGCCUGAGAAUACAAAAAGGCAAUAUAUCUUUGGCGCGCCAUCUUUGAUUUCAGCUGGUGCGAUUCCUCGUCGUUUUGUAGCGUUUCCCAACCCAGGCCUUCACACAGGCGCUUGUAGCCAUCAUGUUUGCUAUCAUGGCGGUGUUUGUGUGAGAACAAGUCAUGGAUUUUAUUGCGACUGUCCUGAGCAAUACCUUGGACAACAUUGUGAAUUCAAACGAGCUUGUCUUAAUAAUCCAUGUAAGAAUGCAGGGACCUGUACUGAGCUUGGUCAAGGAGACUUCACUUGCACCUGCGCAGUUGGAUCCAAGGGAAAAGCUUGUGAACUGAAAGAUUCGUGUGUUCCCAAUCCAUGCAAUAACGAGGCCGCCUGUACCGAAAUGGAUGAUGGAUACCAUUGCACUUGUAAAUUGGGAUAUAAAGGAGAUAGAUGUCAAAACAAAGCUUUUUGUUUCCCUAAUCCAUGCAAGAAUGGAGCGACGUGCAUCGAUAGAAAUGAUCGUCAAUUUGAAUGUUCCUGCGCUUUGGGAUUCAAAGGGGAACUCUGUGAAGUGUCCAGUGAAUGCAAGAAUGAUCCUUGUGUCAAUGGAGGAACGUGUAUAGAGAAGGCGGUUGGUUACAGAUGCGCAUGUCUGAAAGGAUUUGUAGGAAAGAAUUGCGAAGUCACCUUGUGCAACCCUAAUCCUUGUGCAAAUAAUGGGAAAUGUUCCGUUGCGGGAAAUCGUUAUAACUGCGCAUGUACAGGACAAUAUACUGGAGACCAUUGCGAAGUUCUCAAUCCCUGUCGCGCCAACCCUUGUCUGAAUGGGGGCCAGUGCGUCGUCAGUGAGUUGACCAGCGGUUACACGAAUGACGGCUUCUCUUGCAAAUGUCCAAAGGGUUACUAUGGCAACAUGUGUCAAAUGAAAUAUAUACAACAGAGAGAUAAAGUGGAAUCACUACCGAAGUAUUUUAAGUUAUCUUUUCAGUACUGGUCGUUGUCUGGCCUUUCCAUGGCGAAGACAAAUGUCAUAAUAUUGGCUAUUGUAAGCUGGUUUUUGCUGUCUGGAGUACAAGGGAAACUUGCUAAAACUAACGGGAAGUCUACAAAUGAACAUAAAACGAAAAUUGAACUGCAUAAUGGCCGUUUAAAAGGGCAGAAAUCGCUUAAAAGUACAUCGAAGAUUCCAGUUCAAGAUGGCGACUCGUUUGUACGACAGGUUUCUAGCGAGAAAAUAAAAAAUGCAACAAACGACGUAUUAAAGCGGACAAUGGCCGAACAAACGAGUCUUGCUUUAAACAACAUGGCUUCCGGGGUUUCAUUAAGGCGACCUUUGAAGGUACUUCAAUUGAAGACUGCUUCUCCAUCUGUGAGAUCUCGUUUGACCUCGCUUCGGUCGACAACCUUCAAGCCAAUUCACAUUUACGGCUCUGUGCCGUUUAAAACCUUCUUAAGCGCGCUAUCGAAAACAAACGGUCAAGAAAAUACAGCUCCAACGCCUGCACUUCAGUCUGAAGUACCUCAGGUUGCGGGCCAAAGUUCGCCGCAUUUACCAUUGGGCUCCCCUCUGUCACAGGAGAAAGCGUUGCAGAAUAGGCAGUUUCUAUCCCCCGGGGCAAUGCCAGUGCCGAUAGGUCCCCAAGGGGGUGCACCGAUGCUUCUCCAAGCGCCACUCGGUGGAUUUCAAGGAAUGCCAUUGGAGGGAGGUUUGCCAGUGGUACCUCAAGCAAAUCUGGCUGGAUAUUUUGGUUAUCCAGUGGGCUAUCACGAACACCAAACCACACAUCACCAUUUGCAUCGCAAAGUUUUCUCACGAGCAAAGUGUUUCCCAAAUCCCUGUCAGAACGGAGGCAGCUGCACAGCGUUUUCUUCGUCCUACGAAUGUUCUUGUCCCGCGGGAUUCAAGGGACACAGCUGUGAAGAAAGAAACCAAUGCGUUCCCAACCCGUGCAAGAAUGGUGGAAAUUGUUAUGAUGAUGGAGAUAACUAUAAAUGUACCUGUAUUCGAGGGUACACGGGAUACAACUGUGGAGAACUUAGCAAGUGUCUUCCUAAUCCUUGCAAGAAUGGCGCGACUUGUUUGGAAACGGGAGAAAGCUACCAUUGUGAAUGUCCAGAAAAUUUCAAUGGCGUUCACUGCGAAGUUCAUGAUUAUUGCGGACAAGAUAACCCAUGUUUAAAUGGGGGCCACUGCAAUAAUAAAGAGUCUGGGUAUGAAUGUAAUUGCAAACAUGGUUACAUGGGACACGAUUGUGCAGAGUUUGACGUCUGUAACGAGAAUCCCUGUGACAAUGGAGGGAUAUGUAAGAACAUUGAGGGUGGUCAGUUUCUAUGUAAGUGUGGUCAUGGAUAUCGUGGGAUGACCUGUGAAGAAAAGAUUCCACCAUGCGAUCUGGACCCUUGUCGAAAUGGUGGAACGUGCAGGGAAAUGGGCGAGAAAUAUCUUUGCCAUUGUCCAGAUAAUUGGAAGGGAAGAACCUGCGAAGCGAUAACCCGUGCAUAA
This is a messenger RNA of Dendronephthya gigantea, 2953 nucleotides long. Its product is annotated as fibropellin-1-like. The record is from RefSeq and is a predicted model, not a curated record. Lineage: Eukaryota; Metazoa; Cnidaria; Anthozoa; Malacalcyonacea; Nephtheidae. Gene Ontology annotation, molecular function: calcium ion binding. Bases 149 to 2953 code for a protein of 934 amino acids. The transcript is spliced from 17 exons.